Cucumis sativus (cucumber) is the source of this 1297-nucleotide messenger RNA. Its product is annotated as putative B3 domain-containing protein At3g24850. The coding region runs from base 254 to 1051 and encodes 265 amino acids. The transcript has a single exon. Lineage: Eukaryota; Viridiplantae; Streptophyta; Magnoliopsida; Cucurbitales; Cucurbitaceae. The record is from RefSeq and is a predicted model, not a curated record. Gene Ontology annotation, molecular function: DNA binding.
CCAACUUUCAGAUAUGGAAACAAAUUUUGAAGAACAUAAGAUUUCCAAAUAUUUUCCUUAACGGUACCCAAUUUUCCAUUUAAUUUUCCUAACCCAACGGUAAACAGAUUCAUAAAAGGAAAAUAAUUCGUAUAUUAAGCUUUUUAUUUCACUCCCAUCAACAAAUUACUCACAAAUCAUCAUCACUUCAUUCAAUUCUCUCCACUCUGUUUCAAUCUCAAAUUUCACAUUCACUUUCUGUGUUUAACAAAUAAUGGUAAUGGAGACAUCUGUUCGUUGUGGCUUAAGAAUCUGUCUUCAACUUCCUGAUUUAAACAAUGUUUACGUACCUCGGAAAAGACGUGGAUCUUCCUCCGGCGUCGGCAAGAAAGAGCAAUCCAUGACUGAAACCGAACUCCCCUUGUCUAUGGCGGAGGCUGCGUCUAUUCAAAUACAACUGGCAAACUCUGUUCCUGAUGUUCCACUGCAAAAAAUAAACAAAACCCGCAAGAGAAAAAACCCUCCGACGCAGACGGAGGCAUCGACGAGUAGGACUAAGCAACAGAGGAAGAAGAAUGUGGCAUCGACGAGUAGGACUAAGAAACAGAGGAAGAUGAAUGUAGACCAGAGUGAGCGUCCUCCGAUGCCGGUGGCGAUGAGAGAUCGGAUUUUAGAGAUGGGUGGGUAUGAAAUAAACCUAGUGAUUCAAAAACAACUUACUGAUACGGAUUUAAACAAAAACCAUGGUCGUUUGUCGAUGAACACAAAACUACUAUCGUUCGAUUUUGCAACCGAGGAAGAGAGCGAGUUACUGAGCGAACAAGAAAAUAAGAACAAGAGGGGGAUAAACGUAAUGGUAUUGGACGAUGUUCUAGAAGAAAGAAUGGUUUGUUUGAAGAAGUGGAAAAUUGGAAGUGGAGAAGUUUACUGUUUGAUGACACAUUGGAAUUCGAUGGUUGAAAAAAGGGGAUUGAAGAGUGGAGAAGAGAUUCAAGUUUGGAGCUUCAGAAAAGAUGAUGAAGAUGAAGCUCAUCGUCUUUGCUUGGCUUUGGUUAAAUUAGCAACUUGCUAAUUCAACUGAGUACCUUUAUGUAAGAAUGACUAAUUUUGGAAUUGGGUGAAGAAUUAGGGUUUGUGAGUUCAGGUGCGAAGCGAGGAAGGAAGAAGAUGGAAAAUUGUAAAUGCAAAUUUACUAAGAAAAUGAGACGUAGGGUUUUAGAGAUUUAGGAGAAUGAAAUUUAAAGGCCCAUUCGGUCCUUUUGAUGUAAAGAAACGAAAUGGAUUAAUGAAUUUAGAUUUCUCAUUGGCAAAUGUCAAA